Molecule: messenger RNA, 3052 nt
Organism: Podarcis muralis (Common wall lizard)
Lineage: Eukaryota; Metazoa; Chordata; Lepidosauria; Squamata; Lacertidae
Source: RefSeq, a predicted model, not a curated record
AAACGUUGCCUCAGAACCUUAAUUAGCCUUCGGAAAUAAAAUCUGCAUUCUCCUCACCCAACAAUUUUUUCAUAGUAUUGACACGCCUUCAUUGUGAGGGCAUCACUAGCAACCAUCCCAAAAGAUCCCGCCAUCCUGUCAAAAACAAGAUGGUGCCUCUAUUGCCUGUGGUCACACUCAGUUAACUUGGCUAUCUAGUGACACAAUUCCCUCGUAAACCCACAGUGUCCUGACUUUCACACAACUGCUGUGCCUUAACUUCACCUCAUUUGGACACCGUGCAUGAAGUGCCCUUCUAAUACUUCCCCAACAGCAACCUGGCUUCAAACACACCCCAGCGUUUUAAAAUUAUGUCAUGUUUCUGUAGUAAUUCCAUGGCAUAAGUCCCUCUCAGUCAUGUCAAGAUUAUAGCAGCAUAAUCUCCUCCAAGUGUCUAUUUCAUAUUUCUCCAGAAGCAAAUGUUGGUCAUUUGGGUGGUCCAGGUGACAGUAACCAGAGCAGGCCUUCGCAUGAAGCGGUUGCAUCAAAUUCCAGAGGGAUUGCCAUGUUCCCACCUCUAAUCUCCAUCUCUGUGGCCACAAUCCAAAAUAUACUUACUUGAAAGUGAAUCCCCUAGAAAAAAGGUUCCCACACCAUGGGAGACAAUGAAGAUCCUGAUGCUGCAGCUGCACCAAACAUGCAGUGCUCCCCCUCAGACUCCACCACAGACGACAGCAGCACCCAAGAUGAUUAUGCGCUCCCCGCCAUCGUACGCUCUCCAACCUGUGCCCGCUGCCGCAAUCAUGGCAUCCGGGUCCCACUGAAAGGCCACAAGAACACUUGCCAGUUCCAGGGGUGCCAGUGUGAAAAAUGUAUCCUGAUCCUGCAGAGACGCCGGGUCAUGGCUGCCCAGGUGGCCUUGCGCAGGCAGCAGGAGAUGGAGCUGAGGAAGCUGACCAGUGGUUUGCUGCAACUUCAGGACAGCCCCACAUCAAGCUCUCUCCACCCGGCCAAACUGCCAAAAGGGAUCAAACCAUGCAGGGGAGACAUAGGCAGGAAAGAGAAUGAAGAACCCUUGAAAGAUUCAGAGGAUGGACUCAGAGAGGUUCCUGGACUCCUACGAAGACAAAGGCGGAGAGCAGCCAGGAAGGAAUGUUCUUGGUUGCCUCUCCCUCACUGCUCUAAAGUGACAGAACUGCCGUGGGCCCUUAGAGGACAUCAACCACCUCAUACUGCUUGGUUCCCCCCUCCGCUUCCUAUGCCCCCUGCACCCUUCUGCCCAUUCUUGCCUCAGGAACAUUCUUUUCAAUUUCAAGGUAUGUUAGGUUGUGAUGGUAAUGAAGCAUUGUACAUGCCAGAUAGUUACAUGACAACUCCAGGACAGAUGUUUCACCAGACCCCUGGCACAUCCUGGUGCUUACCUUCACCUGCCAAUCUGCCCAGCCGCAUGGCCCUGAAUCCCCUGAGUGGCAACAUGGAUUUCAGCAGACGUCCAAAGGCUGCACCUUUGGGAGGUCAGCCAACCUCUUCUGCUCAUGUUUCGGUCUGGCCCACCAGGGGGUUUAUCUUCUCCCCCCUUUCUGAACAACAGCUGCAGAAAGAGGCUGCUGAAGCCCUGAUGGUGCUGAGAAAUGCUCCCCAGCCAGGUCCCAUUUUGGCCACUUCCAGUCUUCUGCCCCCUACCAGCUCUGCACCUGCUCUGCUGGCCUCAUCAGCUUUCACACGCCCCUCAGCAACAUUUCACAAUCCUGGGGUGGCCAGUCCCUUCCAGCAGCAUCCCUCAUACUACAUGCCUCCAUGUGACAUUCAGCCUGUAAAGGCUUCCAAGGACAUAGCUUUGAAAGGAACCCAGCUGUCACCAGAGUCAGUUAGUGCUCAUGGAGAACAGGCCCCAGGGCCUCUUUUCCUUCCUUUACUCCAUGGAAGUGCUCUUCCCCAGCAGUACAAAAAUGUCCAUCUCUUCUCAAUUGCUCCACCCCGGGCACCCCAAGUGGCUACUUCUGUAAUGGUUUCCAGCAUCCAAGCUGUCAAACCCAGCCUCAGAGGGACUUCCAGUGUCAGCCACCACCAUUUUGCCCCAAAUGUGGCAACCUACCACACAGCCUCAGGCUCCAUGCCACAUACCAUCUGCAUGCCACAAACUGUGGACAGUGGUUGGAUUUCAGAGACAAAUGUUGAAGUCCUUGCUCCAUCCAGCUCCACUCACAAUGGCCCUCAAAUUCUGCCCUUCUGUGUCCCACCAAUGGAUGUGUCUGUCACUUCAGUGCCCCUACAAACUGGCAUCCCAUGCACUCCAUUUGGGAUGGAACUGCACAUGCUUCCCAGGCUGUCACUGUUGAAUCCUACCCCCUACAUUAUAGCUCAGGAAGGUUUCCCAGAGCCAGUUUCCCCCCCAGGGCAGGAAGCACAACAAUCCCAUCAGCAGCAGAGCCAAGAAGGAAAGCAUUCCAGCAAGAGACAGGAAGGAGAAGAACAUGGCAGAAGCCACAGUGCGCCAGGGAGCAAGGAUCCAGAAGGUUCUACAGAAGCAGCGCCUGACUUCCUCGCAUCUAAGCAAGCAUGCAGCCAGUCUGUUCAGCAAGCCUCACCAAGCCAACAACAGCCGAGCCACCUCCACCAGGCCAACACCUCCCCCUCUGUUUCCCUAAGCAUUGGCCAGAUGGGCUCCAUCUCGCUCCCCACCUAGGCUUCUGACAGUGGGAGGGUGCGUGCAUAUAUAAUACUUUGUGAAAAGAAGGGCUUCAGUUGGGUAAAGCCCUUCUCUCCUGAUCUUUUAACAGGGCAUGGUCUGGGGCACAGCCUCUGCAUUUCUUUCCUUCAGAUCCCCAGCUGAGUUAUUGCAACCACUUUAUUGUGGCAAGACAAAGUCAGCAUCACUUAACACAUUCAAUUCAUUUUUAACUAGUUCAGUGCCAGGCAACAGGCAGAGUUUUUGAAAGGGUUUUGAGAAACUGUUAGAUUUUUAAAUAGCAAGUUGGAGUAGCUUUCUAACAAAUAGUGUAAGCAGUUAAUGUUCCUUCUUGAAGAAACGGGAUAUUGUAAUGGAUUUCUACCAUUUAAAAAUAAAUCACAC